Molecule: messenger RNA, 1839 nt
Organism: Eptesicus fuscus (big brown bat)
Lineage: Eukaryota; Metazoa; Chordata; Mammalia; Chiroptera; Vespertilionidae
Gene: TINAGL1
Product: tubulointerstitial nephritis antigen like 1
Exons: 11
Coding region: 88-1566 (492 amino acids)
Biological process (GO): proteolysis
Cellular component (GO): lysosome
Molecular function (GO): cysteine-type peptidase activity
Source: RefSeq, a predicted model, not a curated record
CCAGCGGUCACAGGAGUCCGGUCACCAGAGUCCGGAGGCGGUGCGUGGGGCAGCCCGGGCCAGCCCACACCCCUCAUCAGGAGCACCAUGUGGAGAUGCCCACAGCGGCUGCUGCUGUUGCUGCUGCUGGCUGCCGAGUGGGCCCUGGGUGCCCGGCGGGGCCGCGGGCGCCGGGAGCUCGCCCCCGCGCUGCACCUGCGGGGCAUCCGGGACGCCGGCGGCCGGUACUGCCAGGAGCGGGACCUGUGCUGCCGAGGCCGCGACGACCACUGCGCCCUGCCCUACCUGGGCGCUACCUGCUACUGCGACCUCUUCUGCAACCGAACCGUCUCCGACUGCUGCCCGGACUUCUGGGACUUCUGCCUCGGCGUGCCACCCCCGUUCCCCCCCAGCCAAGGAUGCAUGCAUGGGGGUCGCAUCUAUCCAAUCUUAGGAACCUACUGGGACAACUGUAACCGCUGCACCUGCCAGCAGAACAGGCAGUGGGAGUGUGAUCAGGAGCCUUGCCUGGUGGACCAAGACAUGAUCAACGCCAUCAACCAGGGCAACUACGGGUGGCGGGCUGGGAACCACAGUGCCUUCUGGGGCAUGACCCUGGAUGAGGGCAUUCGCUAUCGCCUGGGCACCAUCCGCCCCUCUCCCUCUGUCACCAGCAUGAAUGAGAUUCACACGGUGCUGGUCCCGGGGGAGGUCCUGCCCACAGCCUUUGAGGCCUCUGAGAAGUGGCCCAACCUGAUCCACGAGCCUCUUGACCAGGGCAACUGUGCCGGCUCCUGGGCCUUCUCCACGGCAGCCGUGGCUUCCGAUCGCGUCUCCAUCCAUUCUCUGGGGCACAUGGCACCUGUCCUGUCGCCCCAGAACCUGCUGUCCUGUGACAAGCACAACCAGCGGGGCUGCCGCGGUGGGCAUCUGGACGGCGCCUGGUGGUUCCUGCGACGGCGAGGGGUUGUGUCCGACCACUGCUACCCGUUCUCGGGCCGGGAGAAGACGGAGACAGGCCCGGCGCCCCGCUGCAUGAUGCACAGCCGGGCCACGGGUCGGGGCAAGCGCCAGGCCACUGCCCGCUGCCCCAAUCACCACGUCCAUGCCAAUGACAUCUACCAGGUCACUCCUGCCUACCGCCUCGGCUCCAGUGAGACGGAGAUCAUGAAGGAGCUGAUGGAGAACGGCCCUGUCCAAGCCCUCAUGGAGGUGCACGAGGACUUCUUCCUGUACCAGGGCGGCAUCUACAGCCACACCCCGGUGAGCCUCGGGAGGCCAGAGCGAUACCGCCGGCACGGAACCCAUUCGGUCAAGAUCACAGGACCGCGGCCAACUCGUGGGGCCCAGACUGGGGAGAGAAGGGCCACUUCCGCAUCGUGCGUGGAGCCAACGAGUGUGACAUCGAGAGCUUCGUGCUGGGCGUGUGGGGCCGUGUGGGCAUGGAGGACAUGGCUCACCACUGAGGCCGUGGCCACCGUGCCAGGCCAGCCGGCAGAAGAGCCCCCUGUGGCGUGGGGCCUCCCGCCCCAGCCGCCUGCCUGUAGAUCGUGCUGCUCCGGACACAGGCAGGCGCCGGGGCCCUAAUCCUCGCGGGUUCCGCUGACACAGCGCCCCGCCCGGGAGCUGAGGGCAGGCGAAGCUGGUGGAGCCCCAGACCGCCCCGCGGGUAUGGGACAGAGCCUGGCCGGGAGAACCGGCCUGCAGACCCCAGGCCCUGCACCCCCACGCAAGACCACUGACGCCAGGACACUACCAAGUCUCCAGCCCCACGACCCCAUCCCAGCCCGUACUCUUAUUCUCCAAAGAUAUUUAUUUUUUUCACUGUUUUAAAAUAAAGACAAAAUAUGGGUAACUUUA